Messenger RNA from Cucurbitaria berberidis CBS 394.84, 639 nucleotides. RefSeq lists its product as uncharacterized. Gene Ontology annotation, molecular function: ribonuclease III activity. Lineage: Eukaryota; Fungi; Ascomycota; Dothideomycetes; Pleosporales; Cucurbitariaceae. The transcript has 2 exons. The coding region runs from base 1 to 639 and encodes 212 amino acids. The record is from RefSeq and is a predicted model, not a curated record. Gene Ontology annotation, biological process: RNA processing.
AUGCUAAACGUCGACUCCGAAAUCGCUGCUAUCGAACAGAUCUUUGGGUACACUUUUACCAACAAGUUUAUCUGCGCAGAAGCUCUACAAAUGGUCGCUCCCCUGUUCAGUGUCUGCGUCGAUGGGACAACCUCUGUUGUCCCAAAGAAUGUGAAUCUUGCCAUUCUAGGCGAUUCCAUUCUCAUGACUGUGCUUUGCCAGAUGUGGGAUGAACAUCGCGAUGAUCAAGGCCGUUCCCUUACUCCUGAAGAUUGGACCACGAUCCGAAACGAAAUGCUGGGAAAUCACCAUCUCGCCUCUCUUGGAUUUGAACUCGGAGUGGAUGCUUGCAUCCUCAAAAACGCGUCCUCAGCGUCCGCUAAAAUGGUAGCCACUACCGUCGAGGCCGUCAUUGGUGCUGUUUGUCGCGACGUCGGCGACGAUGCUCUCAGCGUUGUCCGUGCCAUUGUUGAGCAUAUCGGCCUCAACGCCCAUCCUCUCCUCAUGGUAAAGUUUCGCGACCCCCUAUCUUUUGACUUUUCAAACAUACAGAUGAUAACUAAUGUGCCAACCCCUAGCUCCCCGACAUGGGGGACUCCGGGAAGGUCGACAAGGCGACCUCCAGAGUGGCUGACAGGAAGUACCCCGGGGCUCUUUUGA